Molecule: messenger RNA, 705 nt
Organism: Formica exsecta
Lineage: Eukaryota; Metazoa; Arthropoda; Insecta; Hymenoptera; Formicidae
Exons: 2
Coding region: 1-705 (234 amino acids)
Biological process (GO): detection of chemical stimulus involved in sensory perception of smell; sensory perception of smell
Cellular component (GO): plasma membrane
Molecular function (GO): odorant binding; olfactory receptor activity
Source: RefSeq, a predicted model, not a curated record
AUGGCACGUUUUCAGUUGAAACCUCAACAACUGCUUCAGAUUCUUGAAAUAUUAGGAGUGUUAUCCAGUACAUCGCCAAAACCAAUAUCCGGAAAAUUUUACAAUAUUCUUCGAAAUAUUGUUUGGUGCCUCACUUUUGGCAAUUUGAUAUUUCAAUUAAUCGGCGAGAUGCUCUUCAUUUAUCACAAUCAAGAUGACAGCAUUUUGGUGUUAAAAACUAUAUUCGUAGCUGCUUGUGUUACUGAUGGGAUCCUAAAUCUUAUAAUAUGCCAUAUUCAAAGAGAGCGACUUCAGUAUCUCUUUGAAGAAAUUGAAAACUAUCUACAAACUGCCAAUAAGAAUGAUAUAAAUAUUCUGCAGAAACAUGUAAAUCGUUAUUCGUUAAUAUUAGCAGCAAAUACUUUAUUGCUGUCCUGUGCUGGAAUGAUCAUCUGUCUUCGUCCUCUGAUCACAAAAGACCGUUUUCCUGUUGAUGUGUGGUAUCCAUCUUUUAUGGAUACACCACUUAAAUCAUUUUUAAUUUAUGUGUCGCAAAUAUUUAGCGGCAUAGAAUGUGUUCUAUGCUUCAAUACCGAUAUCUCAAUUGCCAUGUUGCUCUGCUAUUCGACUGCUAGGCUGGAAGUAUUACAAUAUAAUUUAGAAAGUACAAAAACCAGAGAUUUUAUACAUGCAUGUAUUAAAGAGCAUCAAGAUAUCAUCAAGUAA